Molecule: messenger RNA, 565 nt
Organism: Apis laboriosa (Himalayan honeybee)
Lineage: Eukaryota; Metazoa; Arthropoda; Insecta; Hymenoptera; Apidae
Exons: 2
Coding region: 121-492 (123 amino acids)
Source: RefSeq, a predicted model, not a curated record
UCUAAAAAUAACGUUCAUUUUUUAAUCUAUUUUUAUCUAUCUCACACUAUUUGCUUUUCUUGUCCAUACUUUUUGUUGAAUUUCAUAUUUCUUAUGAAAUGAAAUGAUUUAAAAAUAAUAAUGAAUGAAAAUAUAUGUUAUAAAAAAAUAUGCCAUUCUCAAAAUGAAAAGGCAGCAAUUUUAAAAUUAGAUGUAUACAUAAAAAAAUAUGAAAAAAAGUUCGGAAAAAUAUCAUCUCAAAAAGUUUUGCCACCAAAACAAUUAAAAUUAUUAAAUCUUAUGCAUAAAUUAAUAAAAACUAUAGAAAAAGAAGAAAUCGAUAAACAACAAGCAUUUCAAUUACUAAAAAUAUCUAAUGAUGCAAUAAAAACAACUAUUUCUACAUUUCAAGAUUCAAUGAAACGAUAUAAAGAAAGCGUAAGAACUGAAUUUGCAAAACUUGAUUGUUUAAGUACAAAUCGACUUUUAAAUAUUAAUUAUAUACAUAUAUAACUUAUUAAUGUCAAAUUAAAUAUUAAAAUUAUAAAAAAAUAUAGAAUUAUUAUUAAAUUUAAAAUAUUUUAAA